Messenger RNA from Notothenia coriiceps (black rockcod), 607 nucleotides. RefSeq names its product WD repeat domain 74 (gene wdr74). Lineage: Eukaryota; Metazoa; Chordata; Actinopteri; Perciformes; Nototheniidae. Gene Ontology annotation, molecular function: protein binding. The record is from RefSeq and is a predicted model, not a curated record. The transcript has a single exon. The annotation marks the transcript as partial. Gene Ontology annotation, cellular component: nucleolus; preribosome, large subunit precursor. Gene Ontology annotation, biological process: ribosomal large subunit biogenesis.
CGCCGCCCCGUGAUGGAAAUGGAGUUCGGGGAACACCCUCUGACGGCCCUCUCCCUUCCGACGGGGGGCACCUCUGUGGUGGUGGGCAACACCCGCGGCGAGGUGGCCGUGCUGGACCUGAGGAAGGGCCUGGUGAGGGGGGUCCUGAAGGGUCUGUGUGGGGGGGUGAGGGCCCUGCAGUGCCACCCCUCCCUCCCCAUCGUGGCCUCCUGCGGUCUGGACCGGUUCCUCCGGAUCCACAGCCUGGGGGACAGGAAGCUCCAGCACAAGGUCUACCUCAAGUCCCGCCUGAACUGCCUGCUGCUCGCCAGCCAGCGGGAGGAGUGGGGGGGCGGGGCAGGGGCGGGGGGCGAGGAGGUGAAGAAGGAGGAAGAGGAGGAGGAGGAGGAGGAUGAGGUGUGGGAGAACAUGGAGAGGGUGGAGGAGCAGGGGAAGAGGAAGAGUACAACAGAAGAGGAGGAGAUGCUGAAGAAGAAGAGCAAGAAAGGAGAGGAUUGAGGCGUUUGAGGCCCGGUCACAGUGUGGGACAUUUGAACGCUGUGAGGCUGAAACUGAGAUGUAUUUUGUGAUAUUUUGUCUGAGAGCUUUAUUAAAAUAACAGCUUGUA